CAAAAAGGAAUGAUUACUGUAGGUAGUACCCCUCUUCAGACCGACCUCGGAGGUCUUUCGCUUUUCCCCUUGCAUCUCCUGGGUCGAGUCAACCUGAGCCCGCGUUUCCACCCUGCACUAUUGGACUGCACUAAUCAUUUGGUUCCAUGGCAAUUUUGGACGUGACUUUGCAUACAUGUUUGCUUCCAGCUAGGGUUUAAGCUCGGUGUCGGAAACAGGAUCAGAGUCCAGUAGGAUGGAGCCUUUGAUCCGAAAGAAUGGCGAAUUUUGAGAUGGAGUUUGUGAAUUCAAGGCAGGGUCUGCCUGUAGAAAUGACGGAGCAGCUGAGGUUCAAGGGCGUAGUUUUUAUGGCACGUUGAUGCUGUAUUCUGAUAUCAGGAAUCGCUAUGGAGACUGUGGCGGAAGGAUUGUGGUCUCUUGCCGAUCGUUGGGAGGAGGAAGGGCGUGUUGGACAGGCGGUAAAGUGCUUAGAAGCAAUUUGUCAAAGUCACGUUUCGUUCCUUCCGAUUACCGAUGUUAAGACGAGGCUGCGAAUUGCUUCACUCCUCCUGCGCCAUACGGACAAUGUGUCUCAUGCCAAGUCUCACCUCGAGCGUGCGCAAUUACUGUUAAAGCAAAUUCCUGCCUGCUAUGAGCUCAAGUGCAGAGCUUACAGUCUACUCAGUCGCUGCUAUAAUUUAUUGGGAACUAUUCAAUCCCAAAAGCAAACUCUGAGAAAGGGAUUGGAUCUUGCGAUGUCAGUUGGAGACGGGAGAAGUUUUUUGCUCUGGGCAUGCAACUUCAACCUACAACUUGCCAAUGCCUUGACCACUGAAGGAGAUUAUCAAACGGCAAUAGCGGUGCUGGAGUCUGGUCUACAAACUGCAGAACAAGCUUAUCUUCCUGAUCUUCAGAUGGUGUUUGCUACCUCGGUGCUUCAUGUGAACCUCAUGCAAUGGGAAGAGGAUGCAGGAAUAGUGGAGCAGAACAUGUCCAGAUGUGAAACUUUGUGGAACAUGAUGCCCGUCGAUCAGAGGCACGUCUGUAAAGGCCUCUACGUUUACAAGUUGCUGCUACAAGCAUUUUUUUCCCUCCGAACGUGCGAUUACAAAGAAGCCACUUAUCACGUGGCAUCUUUAGAUACUGCUUUGGCGGAUGACACCGAGCCGCCUACUCCGACAAGUGAGCAAUACUAUCUGCAACAACAGCUGAAUUAUUUGGAAGAGCAAAUGAAGCAGGCUUCCUUGUCACCCGUUGUCUUAUCGGACCUUCAUGAUCAGUAUCUAAUGGUUCAACGCCAACUCAAUCAAUGUGCACAACAAAGGCAAUACAAGGCUAACCAGCUGGGAUUAAGUGAAGUCGGAAAGUUACCUCUGGGCCCAGCUCCACUUGACGAAGAAUGGCUUCCUAGGGGCGCUGUCUUAGUCCUUGUAGAUCUUCUUGGAGCGCUUUGCUUGAGGCCGAAGGGGAUGUUUAAAGAAUGUUCAAAGCGCAUUGAUUCGGGACUCUCCCGUGUCGACGAGGAGCUAAACAAGUUGGGAGUAACUGUUGAUAUCGCUGAGGGUGAUUUACAGCAUUGGGCUAUAUGGAUCGUUGGAAUAUACUUAGUUUUGUGGCUUCAACUUCUCGAAAACAAAGCUAUAAUUGAUUUGACGCAGACCGAUAUUUUGGCGACUCAAGAGACUCUGGUGCAAAUACUGGAAUGCCAUGGUCGCUUUUCUACCAUGCUACAAGGGUUUCAAAGUAAUAUCCACAUGUUAUUGGGACAUUAUUCACACACUAUGGGUUGUUAUCAGGAAGCAGUGCUACAUUUUGGGAAAGCUUUUAAGAUGACAGGUAGCAAAGGGAUGCAGGCCAUGUCUCAAGUAAAUGCUGCCUUGUCGUACAUCUGUGUCGGAGAUCUUUCUCAGGCUCUGGAUUUAAUAGCGCCAGUUUAUAAGAACAUGGAUUCUUACGUAGGUGUGCGCGAAAAGACAAGCGUUCUUUUCGCAUCAGGACUCCUACAAAUGAAGCAGAAUAACUUACAAGAAGCUCGGACACGUUUAGCGACUGGAUUAACUUUGACACACAAGCAGCUUGGAAACCAUCAGUUGCUGUCACAGUACUUGACCGUCCUGGGCAGCAUGGCAACAACAAUGCACGAUACUGGUCAAGCCCGUGAUAUUCUCAAGUCUUCCUUCACCUUGGCCAAAGCCCUUCAUGACCUUCCUACCCAACUUGGAGUUUUGUCAGAGCUAACAGUACUCUUCCAAGAACUUGGGGAGACUUCUAAGCAGCUAGAAAACGCUGAGUAUGAGGCCAGGAAAACAGAAGAGCUGAAGCGCUGUAUUGGAGCCGCAAGAGAUUCAAAACAUCACACUCGCCUCAUUCAGUACGGCUUGUCGUGAUCGAUAAGUCUUGUGGCGGAUAUGUACCACAGGGAGUCCAAACCCGUUUUUCUGAACAAUGGCUGUAAAUUAAAUUUAUUGUAGACCAGGGAUUCAAGCCAGGUAGGUGUCAGAUAUUGUCUGUUCGUAGCUUCGUGCUCUACGAACAAAGUAGCUAUCACAUUCAUCUGUGAUUUCAGUGGUGAAUUUGGAUAGAGGUUUAGGACCAGAGGAAUCUGGGGCAGUGUUCGCCUCCUCAUGACCCAAUCUUUUCUUGGGUCAGAAGUAGAGUUAUUGAAUAGAGGAAAUUUUUGAUCCCUUACAUCUGUACAUUAAAAUAUCCCCAUGUACUGGGUUGAUCAAUCUCUUAAUCUUUCUCCUCGCUCUCAGUCUCUCAUCGAUCACUACUGUUGCUGGCUGAUGAUGCGACCGACGGGAGCAGAAACAAUAGGCGAGGUUGUCGAUUAGGAAAAGAAGAUCACAGACUGUACUCAACACUUCCUAGAAUUUCCACGAAUAUUACGACAGAUUACAGUACACUUCAGUCUUUACACAGGACUGUCAUUAGCAAGAAUUGCUAGUACAUCAAUCAGUGAGUUGCGCUGAUCUCUCGGUCAGGCAGACUCUAGGUGAAGUUAUCAAAACUCUUGUACCAUAUUGGAACAUUGAGGAAAGAAAGUGAUCCAG
Molecule: messenger RNA, 3032 nt
Organism: Marchantia polymorpha subsp. ruderalis
Lineage: Eukaryota; Viridiplantae; Streptophyta; Marchantiopsida; Marchantiales; Marchantiaceae
Source: the annotation of a GenBank genome assembly